Talaromyces marneffei is the source of this 1065-nucleotide messenger RNA. RefSeq lists its product as uncharacterized. The record is from RefSeq and is a predicted model, not a curated record. The transcript is spliced from 3 exons. Gene Ontology annotation, molecular function: L-iditol 2-dehydrogenase (NAD+) activity; zinc ion binding. NCBI's taxonomy places the organism in Eukaryota, Fungi, Ascomycota, Eurotiomycetes, Eurotiales, Trichocomaceae. Bases 1 to 1065 code for a protein of 354 amino acids. Gene Ontology annotation, biological process: D-sorbitol catabolic process.
AUGUCUCUCUCGGAUAGCAAGAACCUCUCCUUCGUCCUUGAAGGCAUCAAAAAGGUCAAAUUCGAGGAACGACCUAUUCCCGAAAUCAUUGAUCCCUACGAUGUCCUCAUCAACGUCAAAUAUACCGGAAUCUGUGGCAGUGAUGUCCACUACUGGGAACAUGGCGCAAUCGGCUCCUUCGUCGUCCGCGAGCCCAUGGUCCUCGGCCACGAAUCAUCCGGCAUCGUAAGCAAGGUCGGCUCAAAAGUGACCACCCUCAAAGUCGGCGACCAGGUAGCCAUGGAACCCGGCAUCCCCUGUCGGCGAUGCGAACCCUGCAAAUCCGGUAAAUAUCAUUUGUGUAUCAACAUGGCCUUCGCUGCUACGCCGCCUUAUGAUGGGACAUUGGCCCGAUACUAUAGAUUGCCGGAGGACUUUUGCUACAAAUUGCCAGAGUCAAUCCCGCUCAAGGAAGGUGCGCUGAUUGAGCCGUUGGGCGUUGCGGUGCAUGUUGCGAGACAGGGUAAUAUCGUACCUGGAAGCUCGGUGGUUGUAUUCGGUGCCGGUCCUGUUGGUCUGUUGUGCUGUGCAGUUGCAAAGGCUUUCGGCGCAAGCAAGGUUAUUGUCAGUGAUAUUCAGCAGAGCAGACUGGACUUUGCGAAGAAGUACAUUGCAGACGGCACUUUCCAACCGGCCAGAGUGUCCGCAGAGGAGAACGCCAACCGCCUCAAGGAGGAGCACGACAUGCUCGCCGGUGCAGAUGUUGUACUGGAAGCAUCCGGCGCAGAACCUGCUAUUCACACUGGUGUCCAUGUCCUCAGGACCGGAGGCACAUUCGUGCAGGCUGGUAUGGGUAAAUCAGAAAUGAACUUCCCCAUCAUGGCGGUCUGUGGCAAGGAGCUGAAUUUCAAGGGAAGCUUCCGGUAUGGAAGCGGAGAUUACAAGCUUGCUGUCGAGUUGGUGGCCACGGGCAAGAUUAGUGUCAAGGAGUUGAUUACGGGCGAGUUCAAGUUUGAGGAUGCUGAGCAGGCUUAUGUUGAUGUCAAGGCGGGCAAGGGCAUCAAGACUAUUAUUGCGGGUUUAUAA